Molecule: messenger RNA, 430 nt
Organism: Stylophora pistillata
Lineage: Eukaryota; Metazoa; Cnidaria; Anthozoa; Scleractinia; Pocilloporidae
Product: transcription elongation factor GreA-like
Source: RefSeq, a predicted model, not a curated record
GAGCGUGACUUUAAUGGAAAAAGUCCCUAUGACUCAGCCUGGCUUUCAACGUUUGGAGGCUGAGCUUAAAAAUUUAAAAAGCGUUGAGCGUCCCGCCAUCAUUGACGCAAUUGCUAUAGCACGUGCAUUAGGUGAUUUAUCAGAAAACGCGGAAUAUCACGCUGCUCGCGAAAAACAAGGUUUUAUUGAAGGACGUAUUGCCGAACUAGAAAGCAAGCUGUCUCGGGCUGAUGUGAUUGAUGUCACGAAAAUGAGUGGGGAUAUUAUUAAAUUUGGUGCCACAGUAACCGUUGCUGAUGAAGAAACAGAUGCAGAAACGACCUAUCAAAUUGUUGGUGCGGAUGAAGCAGAUUUAAAAAAUAAUAAGCUUUCUCUUUCUGCACCGAUGUCUCGCGCUUUAAUUGGAAAGCAAAUCGGAGACAGUGUCGAG